Molecule: messenger RNA, 1512 nt
Organism: Clonostachys byssicola
Lineage: Eukaryota; Fungi; Ascomycota; Sordariomycetes; Hypocreales; Bionectriaceae
Source: the annotation of a GenBank genome assembly
AUGAACAGAAGCAUACUACAGCGGGUAAGAAUCGCUCAACAACCAGAGCGCUGGCUCAACAUCAGGCACCGAAGUCUCUCCACUAAAACGACGGUUCCCCUCGUUAUCAACGGCAAAGAUGUUGAGACACCCAAUGUCCAUUCUCUUAUAAGCCCUUUGACGGGUAAGCCAAUAUGGUCUCUGGCAUGUGCAUCAAGCCAGCAUCUCGAAGAUGCGAUCCAGAGUGCCCAUGCCACUUUCCCAAGGUGGUCUAAGACCAAGGCAUCCGCACGACGCGAUAUCUUUCUUGCUGCGGCCGAUAUUAUGAAUAAGCGACGGUCAGAACUUGGUGAAUACAUGCACCAUGAGAUAGGAGCCAACCAAGGAUAUCAAGAUUUUAUUCUAGGGCUUGCUAUCGAUGGCCUGAAAGACACGGCUGGGCGAAUUGCUGGGGCCGUCCAGGGGUCUACACCAGAGUCAACCUACGAAGGGAUGAAGGCCAUCGUUCAUAAGCGGCCAUACGGAGUGAAUCUUGGGAUUGCACCAUGGAAUGCGCCAUACCAUCUUGGAUUGCGAUCUAUCUCCUUUGCCCUCGCUACUGGAAAUACAGCUAUUCUGAAAGGAGCAGAACUUUCGCCACGGUGCUACUGGGGAAUUGUUGACGUCUUCCGCGAAGCUGGCUUACCAGACGGAGCUCUGAAUCUUAUCUUUCACUCUCCCCAAGAUGCAGGCACCACCAUCAACGCUCUUGUGUCUCAUCCGACAGUAAAGAAGAUCAACUUUACUGGAAGCACUAGGGUUGGCAGUAUCAUCUCUGAAAUUGCUGGUAAACAUCUGAAGCCUGUUCUUAUGGAGCUCGGAGGAAAAGCAAGUGCGAUUGUGCUCGAAGAUGCCGACAUAGAGCAAGCUGCUCUCCAUUGCGCUCGAGGAGCUUUUAUGAAUGCUGGGCAGAUAUGUAUGUCAACCGAACGCAUCUUAGUACAAAGUUCAAUCGCCCCCGAAUUCCAGAACAUCUUGCAUCGGACUAUCCAAGACCUAUUUGGGUCUGCAGAUAAUACCCCAGUCCUCGUGACUGCGGCUUCAGCCCAACGAAACCAGGCCUUAAUAUCAGAUGCAGUCGGCAAGGGUGCAGAGUCAGUGCAAAUCUUCAGCGACACUCACGGAGAUCAGGUAGAGACCAGAAUGCGUCCAGUCGUCCUCAAAAAUAUCGACAAGAACAUGGAUCUCUAUGCCAACGAAUCUUUUGGUCCCAGCGUGUCACUCUUCACUUUUGAAACUUUGAAUGAUGCCAUCACAUUAGCCAAUGACACAGACUACGGCCUGUCAGCUUCCGUCUUCACAGACGACUUAGGCAAGGCAUUCCGUGUUGCUGAUAAAUUGGAAUCUGGAGCUGUUCAUAUCAACUCGAUGACCGUUCACGAUGAGUAUCCCCUUCCUCAUGGCGGAGUAAAGAAUAGCGGGUUUGGACGUUUUAAUGGCUACCAAGGGUUGGAUGAAUUCCUUUACUAUAAGACAGUCACAUGGAUGGAGUAG